Molecule: messenger RNA, 1467 nt
Organism: Pyrgilauda ruficollis (rufous-necked snowfinch)
Lineage: Eukaryota; Metazoa; Chordata; Aves; Passeriformes; Passeridae
Gene: LXN
Product: latexin
Exons: 6
Coding region: 320-1075 (251 amino acids)
Molecular function (GO): metalloendopeptidase inhibitor activity
Source: RefSeq, a predicted model, not a curated record
CCAACAACCCCCCAGACACCACGUCACUCGUGACACAAUCCACAGCUUUCUGUGGAAAACAUUCCCAUUCUGAAUUUCACAGAGUCACAGACUGGUUCGGGCUGGAAGGGAAUUUAAAUUCAAAAUUCCAUGGGCAGGGACGCUUUCUGCUAUCCAAGGCUGCUCCAAGCCCCGUCCAACCUGGCCAUUCCCAGGGAUAGAGCAGCCACAGAUUCCCCGGAAAACCUGUGCCACGGCCUCCCCACCCUCCCGGGGAAGGAUUCAUUCCCGCUAUCGCAUCUAACGCCGUGUGACACGCCGAUACCUGUGCUGUGCAGGGAUGCGCUGCCCGCGCAGCACCCGGCCCGGGAGCCCGCCCCGGCCGCUCGGGCCCCGCCCGGCGCUUCCUGCGGGAGGAGGAAGCGGCUCCCGGGCCAUGGAGCUGCCUCCGAGCCACUUCCCGGCCGCCCGCGCCGCCGCCGUGGCCGUGGGGUACCUGCGGUACCUGCGGGGCGGCCCCGGGCGGGGGCUGCAGCUGCGGGAGCUGCGCCGCGCCCGGCACCAGGACAUUGAUGAUGUGGGGCACAAGUACUACCUGGAACUGGAGCUGGAAGAUGUCCUGGACAAAGACAGGACUGUCAACUGCACUGCUGAGGUUCUGUACCACCUGGGCAGCAAAACCUCUGCUCCAGAUGUGCAGGUCACAGUGCAGGGAGAGCUCAGGAGCACAGAGGAAGCAGACAAGGAAUUCUACAAUCGGAUCAGGAGCCUGGAAAAGGAGCUUGUGGCUGAGAACAUCCCAGACAGCCAUGGGAACGUUCCCCCAGAGCUGGAGCCCAUCCACCUGCUGGCCUGGGUGGCCUCUGGCUACGUGAUCUGGCAGAAUUCCACUGAAAACACCAAGUUCCACCUUGCCCAAGUUAAACACGUGAAGCAAGUGAAAAGAAGUGAUGAAGAUCUUCAGUUUGACUUUGUGGUUCUACUCCAUGACAUGGUGUCCCAGGAGGUGCUGCCCUGGGAGGUGACCCUGCUGUGGCACCCCCAGCGCGGGGCCCGAGUGUCCCAGAGCCGCGCCGCGGGAGCGGGGAGCUCCUGAGCACCCUGGGGACACCUGGGAGCUCCUGAGCACCCUGGGGACACCUGGGAGCUCCUGAGCACCCCUGGGAGCUCCUGAGCACCCCUGGGGACACCCCUGGAAACUCCUGAGAACACCUGAGCACCCCUGGGAACUCCUGAGCACCUCUGGAAACUCCUGAGGAACACCUGGGAACACCCCUGAGAACACCUGAGCACCCUUGGGAACACCUGGGAGCUCCUGAGCACCUCUGGAAACUCCUGAGAACACCUGAGCACCCCUGGGAACACCUCUGGGAGCUCCUGAGCACCUCUGGAAACUCCUGAGGAGCACCUGGGAACACCCCUGGGAACUCCUGAGCACCCCUGGGAACAUGUCAGAGCUCCCACACCCAGAAGGGGAAGGUGAUGGAG